Molecule: messenger RNA, 2907 nt
Organism: Colletotrichum higginsianum IMI 349063
Lineage: Eukaryota; Fungi; Ascomycota; Sordariomycetes; Glomerellales; Glomerellaceae
Product: Protein-tyrosine phosphatase
Exons: 2
Coding region: 1-2907 (968 amino acids)
Biological process (GO): protein dephosphorylation
Molecular function (GO): protein tyrosine phosphatase activity
Source: RefSeq, a predicted model, not a curated record
AUGCUCGACAAGAGGAGCAACGACGGCGCUACACCCGUCCACUACACCAUGAAGACUUCUCACUCAGCGCCCAGGCCCUCGCCGGGCCUGCGAUCUUCCCACAGCCACUCGCACUCGCAAUCCAAACUCGCAGUCCCUGCCGCAAAGAGCCCGAAGCCCUCUACACCAGCCGCAUCCCCCAGGAUGCCUUAUUCCGUCGGCCAGUCGAUGCCUCCCCAGAAGCUAUCCCCUGCGAGACAUCCGGAGUCGAGAGCCGCGAGUCCAAACUACUUCGGCCUCGUCGUCGAACAGUCGGCUGACCCCAGAGAUUCCUCCGCCAUGCCACGAGACAACUGGAGCUCCCCGACCUCGUCCGUCAAGUCGUUCGGCACUGCGCUGCCCAAGCAGGUCCCCAUCGAUGCCAACCCCGAUUACGAGGCCUUCAAGCGCCAGGCCGACCUGAAUCGUGGCAUCGGCUUUAGCCUCUCCUCUUCUCACUUCCCUCAAGCGCCCCCAAACCCCACGACGCUUCGUCCUCGCCCCCCGAGGUGGAACACCCACGCCAGCGACACUGGCUCCGAAUUACCCAUGACUAGAGUGAACAAAGACCGACCUAUGAGUCGCAUGGAGGUUGAUCACCAGAGCUCUCACGACUCGGCCUACGUCUCGUCAGAUUCGAAGCGCAACUCGCAAGCCUCGAUACAGCCACCCGCCAUUUUGAACCUGAACAUGCCAAGAUUCGAGUCACCGAGACAAUCGGAUUCGCCUUUUGAUCGUAGAACAACAUUAUCCAAUGUCGAAGACCGCCAUCCGAGGCUGUCCAUCUCGCAGAACAAGAUCGAUGGCCCGACGCCGACCAAUUCUAGAACAAAUCAUCCGCGAGCCGAGACGUUGCCGCCGACCAUGGAAAGCGGCCCAUCUUUGAUAACUCCAUCGCUACUGAGAGAUUUGAUCGAGACUGACGACUCCGCGGGCGACCUGCUGCUUCUGGAUCUGAGAGUUUCUCAGCAGUACGCGCAAGCUCGGAUCGAAGGCGCGCUCAACCUUUGCAUUCCAACGACGCUACUGAAGCGAGCCACUUUCAACUUGGAGAAGCUGCAGAAGACAUUCCAAAGUCCCGACAUGGAAGAGCGGUUCUCGAAGUGGAAGUCAACCAAGCACCUGGUCGUCUAUGAUGCGUAUUCGGCAGAAAAGCGUGACGCUGUUUCGUGUAUGAACAUGGUAAAGAAGUUCACAAAUGAGGGGUACACGGGCAGCAUGUAUAUCCUGCGGGGUGGCUUCAACGCCUUUGCGGAUGCGUAUCCCGAGCUCGUGGAUGAGGGGUACGGUCCCGUGGCGAGCGGCAGUUCCCCAGCGGCAGCCAAUGAUGAAAGUCGGCCCGGAAUCGCACCCGUUAUUGGAGGCGUGAUGCUGCCCAUGGCUCAGAACAACGCCAACCCUUUCUUCUCCAACAUCCGUCAAAACAUGGACCUCGCCGACGGCGUCGGACAGCUGGACGUUGCUCGGCCCGCGGGCUUGGAGUCGCCAACAUUACCCCGAUGGCUUCGAGACGCUUCUAAGCCGAGUGACCACGGCAAACAGGUAUCGGAGAAGUUUUUGAAUAUUGAAAGAGCUGAGCAGUCACGGAUGAAGGCUGCAUACUCUAUGUUUGGCGGAGGUGAGAAGGACAAGAGCGUCCCACAGCUUUGUGGGAUCGAAAAGGGUGGCAAGAAUCGGUACAAGGACAUUCUACCUUUCGAGCACGCCCGAGUCAGACUGCAAAGCCGGUCCGAAGGCGCAUGCGACUACGUCAAUGCUAGCCACGUAAAAGCAUCGAGGAGCAACAAGCGAUAUAUUGCUACCCAGGGCCCUCUCCCGGCAACUUUUGAGGAUUUCUGGUCCGUUGUCUGGGAACAGGACGUCCGAGUGGUCGUCAUGCUGACCGCCGAGUCGGAAGGUGGCCAGCUUAAGUGCCACCCGUAUUGGCAAGGCAGAGAUUUCGGCUCCAUCAAGCUGAAGCCGCUGUCGGAGAAGAAAGUAUCGCUUGAUUUCGACAGGCAUCGCACCAACCAGGGAUCGAGUGCGCCAUCAGCGGCAGCCGCUGCUGAAGCUGGCCGUCGCCGUGCCAACACAACAACCACUCUGGAGGCUUCGAAUGCCACCGCCUCGCCUAUGCCGGCACAGGGAGAGACGCCAUAUGUCAUCGUCCGGAAGUUUGCUCUGUCUCACGCUUCGCACCCGUUCGCCCCCAUGCGUGAGAUAACUCAUCUGCACUAUCCAUCCUGGCCAGAUUUUGGCGCCCCUGCUCAACCGUCUCAUCUGUUGGCCUUGGUGGAGAUGGCCAAUGUCAUGCAACGGUCGGCGAGGCCUGUCGACACUUCCUCAGUUACUGCCUCUGGAACAUCUCCCGAGCCUGGCUCUGUCGCUUGGUAUGAUGAGCCGGAGAUGGAUCAGAGGGCAAGACCGAUGCUGGUACACUGCUCAGCAGGAUGUGGCCGAACCGGAACCUUCUGUACAGUAGACACUGUUAUCGAUAUGCUCAAGCGUCAGCGGCUCGCGAAGACAAACACAAAGCCGGUCAGGAAGCGGGACUCGGAUGGAGACAUCAAAAUGAGCGGACAAUCCGAGGAACCGUCUCCUCGUGAGAAGACAUUUGACUUCAACCCCAGCAGCCGUCGCCAGAGUGCCGAUGCGCGGCGGAACUCACCGGACAAGACUCCACUGGAUACGGCAUGGGUGGCGGAUGACAGCGAUACUAUGGACCUCAUCCAGAAAACUGUGGAGGAUUUCCGGAACCAAAGACUCAGUAUGGUACAAAGCCUACGCCAAUACGUCUUGUGCUACGAGACGAUCGUUGAGUAUGUGUGGCGAGUGCAUGAGAAGAACUCGAGCUCGAACAAGGCCGGAAGAGCUCGAAGUGGAAGCUUGCAGAUCAGAGGGGACAACUAA